This is a messenger RNA of Brassica rapa (field mustard), 1517 nucleotides long. RefSeq names its product auxin-responsive protein SAUR77. Gene Ontology annotation, biological process: response to auxin. NCBI's taxonomy places the organism in Eukaryota, Viridiplantae, Streptophyta, Magnoliopsida, Brassicales, Brassicaceae. The record is from RefSeq and is a predicted model, not a curated record.
AAACGCAAAGAGAUGUUAAUUUUGUGUAGAUGUAAUAUGUAUGCUUUUGCGUCUUAUCUAAUAAAAAUAACGUGAAUUAUCUUGGUUGAUUCUUUCUAAUGUAUGUUAAGCUAGAUGUUUUCAAUCCUAAAACCAAUUGGUGAUGGAUUAGUCAUCUAUUUUUAUAUAUUGCUUAAGAUUUCUUCCAAAAUGUUACACAAUUUAUAUCUAAAAAUGUAUGCUCUCGAAAAUAAAUAAAGUUCAAAUAAUAUUUAAUCUAUCUGCAAAUGCAACAUACAUACUAGAUUAAAAUGAGCGUUUAUGUUCAUAUUAAUUUAGUGAGCUUUCAGUAGAUGUAAAAACUGAUUGUCAAUCCAUAAAAUCGAUAUUUACAAAUUCUAAAAAUAAUACCGAAAAGGUAUCUAAAUUCACGAUGUAUUAUAUAAUUUUCAUUAAAACAGAAUUUUCAGCUCUGAUGGUAAAAAGUUUACACCUGUGAAUUUUGUUAUUUUUGUUGGAGUCUGUCUAAUCGCAGACGUCUUAAGUGAUUAGUUUUUGAACUUUUUAAACUUUUUGGAAUACCACGAUUAUCAAUAUAUAUAUAUCAUUUUCGCUGAACAUAAUAACUUGUAAUUUUGUGUAGAUGUAAAAACUGAUAGAAUCCGGAAAAUCAUAUUAAUAAGUUGUAACAACACUAUAUAACGAUAUCAUUUUCGUUUCAUAUUUAAUAUUUUUGUUAGGUUAUAAAUGCCAAGCUUGCGUAGACGUGAAGAAUUAGUUAGAAAAAAUAUCCCUUUCUUGGUACGUAGCUACAAGACUAUCAUAUAUACGAGUAAAAUCGCUCUCUUCCUAAAAACAUGUGGAUGGGAGGAAGAAAGCUUAGCCUGUGGGUGGCCUGUCUAACUCUUUGAUAUAUAACAUCGCAGCAAUACUAACCAACCAUAGUUCGUCACGUACCAAAGCUUGCCGUCUCUGUUAUAAAUGAAACCAUGGCUUGCUUGAUUUCCCCUGUAAUGAAACUCCGUCGUCUAUCCUCGGCUGAUUCGCGGCGGUUUGCAUACCGGAAUCUGAGCGACGACGAUAUGGAGGAUUCGGUUAUAAGGGUGGUGGUGGGGAAGGAGAAGAAAGAGUUCAUGGUCGAAACGUACGUCCUCGAAGAGACACCGUUUAGAGUCUUGAUUGGUUCGGCUAAGGAUCGUACCAAGCGCCGGUUAAACCGGACUGGUAGAGUAGUGUGGCUUGAUCAUGUCGACUCGAUCUUGUUCGAGCACUUGCUGUGGCUUCUUCGUAACGAUGCCUCUUCAUUUUCGGAUAUGGAUGUCGUCGAGAUCAUUGAUUUCUACGCUCAAGAUUGCUAGAGAAAUAAAUUGUGAUGUUGCAAGUUGUAACCAUUUAGACGUGUAUACUGUGAUGCUAUACUCGGUCUUUGAUUCAUAGUGUUUUUAGAGGAUCGGUUUGCUUCGAAAUAUCUGUGAUCUUUGUGCUAUAACGAGAAGGCUCAUUAAUAUUUGCUACAGACAAUGCGGCCCAUUAUGAGA